Messenger RNA from Lates calcarifer (barramundi perch), 4853 nucleotides. It is a transcript of the gene hyou1, whose product is annotated as hypoxia up-regulated 1. Gene Ontology annotation, biological process: negative regulation of hypoxia-induced intrinsic apoptotic signaling pathway; endoplasmic reticulum unfolded protein response; cellular response to hypoxia. The record is from RefSeq and is a predicted model, not a curated record. The transcript has 24 exons. Lineage: Eukaryota; Metazoa; Chordata; Actinopteri; Centropomidae. Gene Ontology annotation, cellular component: endoplasmic reticulum chaperone complex. Bases 203 to 3148 code for a protein of 981 amino acids. Gene Ontology annotation, molecular function: ATP binding; ATP-dependent protein folding chaperone.
UCAGUAGAUCCAAUGAGGUGACGCCGCGUUCCGGGCCCGACUGCCGAGAGCAAGCCGGUGAUAAGGGGAACUAAAAACUACCAAGCGUGACAACGAAGAGGCUCUGAAUCAACACAGAAUCAGGAAAACUAAUCAGAGAGUCCGUGCAGUCUGCUGGCAGCCCCGUCACACUCUGGUUUGUGCCGCUUGUGGAAAGCUCAUCAUGGGGGAGAGGAAACUGGCGCUGAUAACUCUCUUCUGCCUUGUUCUGGCAAUGUUGCCUUCUCACACAGUGAGUGUAGCUGUCAUGUCGGUUGACCUGGGCAGUGAGUGGAUGAAAAUGGCAAUAGUGAAACCUGGUGUGCCAAUGGAGAUUGUUCUCAACAAGGAGUCGCGGAGGAAAACUCCCACAGUUGUAUGCCUCAAAGAGAAUGAAAGACUUUUUGGAGACAGUGCACUGGGAGUGUCCGUGAAGAACCCUAAAACUGUUUAUAGGCACCUCCAAAGCCUCCUGGGCAAAAAGCACAAUAACAUCCAGGUGGCGCUCUACCAAAGACGUUUUCCUGAGCACCAGCUGCAGGAGGACCCAGUGAGAGGCACAGUGUACUUUAAAAACUCAGAAGAAAUGCAGUACACGCCUGAGGAACUCCUCGGGAUGAUGCUCAAUUAUUCACGUGGACUGGCUCAGGACUUUGCAGAACAACCGAUCAAAGAUGCAGUGAUUACCGUCCCAGCCUUUUUCAACCAGGCAGAGCGCAGGGCAGUCCUGCAGGCUGCACAGAUGUCCGGUCUAAAGGUCCUUCAGCUCAUCAAUGACAACACAGCUGUGGCCUUGAACUAUGGGGUCUUCAGGAGGAAAGACAUCGAUAGCACAGCUAAGAAUGUGAUGUUUUAUGAUAUGGGCUCAGGCAGUACCACCGCCACCAUCGUCACUUAUCAGACCGUCAAAUCCAAGGAAACUGGCACCCAGCCCCAGUUACAGAUCCGAGGUGUCGGGUUUGACCGUGGGUUGGGGGGCUUUGAGAUGGACCUGCGACUCCGGGACCACCUGGCUAAACUAUUCAAUGAGCAGAAGAAGAGCAAGAAAGAUGUGAGGGAGAAUCACCGGGCCAUGGCCAAACUCCUCAAAGAGGCUCAGAGGCUCAAAACGGUGCUUAGUGCUAAUGUGGAAUUCAUGGCCCAGGUGGAAGGUUUGAUGGAUGACAUUGACUUCAAAGCUAAGGUGACCAGGACUGAGUUUGAGGAGCUGUGUGCUGAUCUUUUUGAAAGAGUGCCUCGCCCGGUGCAGGAAGCCCUCACUGCCGCAGAAAUGAAGCUGGAUGAAAUUGAACAGGUGAUCUUAGUAGGUGGCUCUACCCGUGUCCCCAAAGUUCAGGAAGUGCUGCUCAAAGCUGUGGGGAAGGAGGAGCUGGGGAAGAACAUCAAUGCAGAUGAGGCAGCAGCUAUGGGCGCUGUGUACCAGGCUGCUGCCCUCAGCAAAGCCUUCAAGGUCAAACCUUUCAUGGUCCGAGAUGCAGCUGUCUUCCCCAUUCAGGUGGAGUUCACCCGUGAGACCGAGGAGGAGGGGGUCAAAACCGUGAAACACAACAAACGCAUCCUUUUCCAGAGGAUGGCGCCCUACCCCCAGCGCAAGGUCAUUACAUUCAACCGCUACAACGACGACUUUGCUUUCGACAUCAACUAUGGUGACCUCAGCUUCCUGAGUCAGGAUGAUCUCAGUGUGUUUGGUUCUCUGAACCUGACCACAGUCAAACUGUCAGGAGUGGGCAGCAGCUUUCAGAAGCACACAAAUGCAGAAUCAAAAGGCAUCAAAGCCCAUUUCAACAUGGAUGAAAGUGGCGUCCUCCUGCUGGAUCGGGUGGAAUCUGUCUUUGAAACAGCUGUGGAGGAGAAAGAAGAGGAAUCAACAUUAACUAAACUGGGUAACACAAUUUCCACCUUGUUUGGAGGAGGAUCCUCAGAACCCGCCCCAAAUGUAACCGAACCUGUCCAGGAUGAGGAGGAAGUGCCUCCAGAGUCAGCGAAGGACGACAAGGAUGAGGCCCAAAAGGAUGAGACUGCCAAGGAGAAGCAGGAUGAGUCAGAGAAAAGUGCAAAUGAAGAGAAAAGCCAGGAGAAGACUGAGGAGGCAGACAGCAAGACGGACGCCAAAGAGGAAAAGGACAGAGAGAAGUCUGGAAACGCUGAGGCAGAGAAGGAUGUGGAGAAGAAGACAAAACCUCAAAAAAAAACCAAGAUCUCUGAGGACAUCACAGUGCAGCUUGUCAUCAAUGACAUCUUCGAUCCCACUGAAGACGAUGUCAUUUCAUCUAAAAAGAAGCUGCAAGAUCUGACAAACAGAGACCUGGCCAAACAGGAGAGGGAAAAGACACUGAACAGUCUGGAAGCUUUUGUCUUUGAGACACAGGACAAGCUGUACCAGGAGGAUUACCAGCUGGUGGUGUCAGAAGAGGAGAAGGAGCAGAUAUCUGCCAAGCUGUCUGAGGCAUCAGAGUGGUUAGAUGAAGAUGGUUACACUGCCACCACCAAGCAGCUAAGGGAGAAGCUGUCUCAGUUGAAGAGCCUGUGCAAGGACAUGUUUUUCAGGGUUGAGGAGCGACGCAAGUGGCCAGACCGCCUUGCUGCUUUGGAGAGCAUGCUCAACACCUCCAGCUUCUUCCUGAGGAGCGCUAAACUGAUUCCAGAGGACGACCAGAUCUUCACUGAAGUUGAGCUGAAUAUGUUAGAGAAAGUCAUCAAUGAAACAAUGACGUGGAAGAAUGAGACGGUAGCAGAGCAGGAGAAACGCUCUCCAAGAGAGCGGCCGAUCCUGCUGUCCAAAGACAUUGAGUCCAAACUGGCACUGCUGGAUCGUGAGGUCAACUACUUGCUGAACAAGGCCAAGUUUGCCAAGCCAAAGGCUAAAGCCAAAGCCAAGAACAGCACCAGCUCGGAUAAAAGCAGCAAGACCAACAACACAGCUGAGGAGAAAGUCAUCCCUCCCACAGAGGAGAGCACAGACACACAGAGUGAAAUCCCAGAGGAAGUGCAGCCAGGUGAUGCCCCGCCCACCGAGGAAAGCACGGUACACAUAGACUCAGACAGCCAAUCAGAGCCCACAGAAGAAACAACAACCACAGGACCAGUGGAGAAGGCCCAACCUGAAAACCACAUAGAAGAUGAAUUAUAACAGCUGGAACGGGGGGGAAAUCACUAUAUUUAUUGACAGUGUAUAAAUGUUCAAGUUCAUUCUGGCUCAGUUUUUUCCAUUUGGCUUUUCUUUUUUCUUUCUUUCUUUUUUUUUUUUUUGUGCCCCUGUUUGUCGAACUGCUGGAAGCUGAAUGGAUAAGGAUUGGAGACCACUCAUCUUGUUCCCACUUUGUCUCCUGUGCCGUUCAUCUUUUCUGUCUUUCAUGGAUUCUUUAAGCAAUGGACACUCAAACACCAUGGAGAACCAGUUUAACAAAAAUAAAGCCCAAGGCUGUGUCUGCGCUGUGAUAGACACACGUCUCAGACAAAAUACCUUUUUCACAUCCAGCAAAUGAUCUCAUCAACGCUGAUACAGAAGGAGAUGUAAGCUGUGCAUGGCGGUAUUGAAAUAACUGUAAACGUUUGACAAGGAUGAGUGCCGUCAUGCAUGACAACUUGUCCUCUGCACUGUAUCCUCAAAUAUGUUGUGUUGUUGUGAGGUUAGUAUUUGUCCUAACACCUGCCCUCCCCUUUACUGACCUUUCAUGGCAACUCAGUAAGUGCACUAGAGACCUCUGGAGCAGUCUCCAUGAAUAGAUAGAGUUUUUUUUUUUUUUUCCUUCCUCCCCAAAAUUGUAUUUUGACACAAAUUGUAGGGAAAUUUAUAGAAAACAGACACAAAAUGGAAGCAAACAUCACAUACAUGCAGUGCAUUUAAAACUGCAUUUGCUUCAUAAUAAUUCAAGGGGUAUCAUGGGACAAUAUGGGAAGUCAUACUAUAUUUGCUGACUAGGCUGUUAGAAGCAGCAGCAAAAAAGUGGCUGUUAAAUCAGAAAGACUAAAUUCUGCUAAAACAUGUAAAUUCUGGAGAUGGUCAGCUGAUGUUAUACAUGACCAGAAAUGCUGGUGUAAAGGUGCAGCAUAUCUAAAUGUUUGGAAGUACCUGGUUAAUAACAGAACUACUUACGGUGUGUCCUGCAGGGAUCAGUCACUUUGUUAAGUCACUUAAUUAUUUAGUAUGCUUACUAAAUGGAAGUUGUUAACUGGUGAACAUCCAGCAUUACACACCCCCUGAAGUUCGUAUUCACCACCAGCAUUUAUGUGUUUUUUUUUUCUUGCUAGCUGAAUAGAAUCAUGAUUACCUCAAAAGAAGCACAUGCAUGGGUCCAUCAUGUAGCUGUUAGUGCUGCUGAUUGACUGCUGUGGUGUUCCUGUAUGUGCAGACCAACAGAGCUGCCAAAUAGGAAUGAUGUAAAAUUUGAAUAAUGUCUCCACAUUUCUCCUUACCACCAUUCUUCUGUUCUAGCUGGAUGAACCAAAAUGACUCCUGAAUUAGUUUUUCUACUGAUGCCAAUGCAACCCUUGAUAAGUGCUUGAAUGUGUUUCAAUGACAGCGGAAGAACUUCACAUUUUCAAAGUCUCACGAGCUGCUAAACAUCAUAGAAGAGGUGAUGUAUUAGUGUUGUCAUUGUACUUACCUCAACAUGCCCUGUGGUGCAAUUCUUGCUCAGAUGUUGGCUCCAUUUUUUUUGCAUCAGAAUAGGACGGGGUUGUGGAAUUUGGAUUAGGAGUUUGGGUCAGUUGUGUGCUUCUGUGUUUUGAGCACUUAUUUGAAGGGGGAACUGAAAAAAAAACACAAAAAGACAGGAAUGGAAGAUACAAUGUUGUGUUUCUAAACCGUUAAUAAAAAUCCUUUUUGUUUUUAA